Mucor mucedo is the source of this 943-nucleotide messenger RNA. RefSeq lists its product as uncharacterized. The record is from RefSeq and is a predicted model, not a curated record. Bases 146 to 943 code for a protein of 265 amino acids. The transcript is spliced from 2 exons. NCBI's taxonomy places the organism in Eukaryota, Fungi, Mucoromycota, Mucoromycetes, Mucorales, Mucoraceae.
AAAAGAGUGCGCUACUUUUUUUAUUUUUUUCCAUACAACUAUUGACUUUAUUGACCACUCUUUUUAUCACCCAUUCAAAUUACUCUUAUCAAAUGAGAAAGCCAUAUCCUUAUGGCGUUCCUGAUGGGAAAUCCUUUCAGAAAAAAUGUUGAAGACACUCAAAGCUGAUAUUCUACUCGCUGAUGUACUUCUAAUUGAUUACUCUGAUUUUGAUAAAGUCAUUAGCCAAUAUUCAAAGCAACAAGAUUUGGAUGAUGAUCAAGGAGAAGUGUUCAAGGCAAUUAUAACAGCUUUCAAGACAAUAUCAGCCAAACACAGAAACAUAUCGAUAAGGAAAUACGUAGGAAAUGUAAAGGACUACUAUUGUUCACACAAAGAUCAAUUCUUAUCUUUGUAUACACACAAAUUCCAAUUGCUUGAAAAAGAUAAAGAGAAUCAACGCGACGCAGAUAUUGUAGCAGCUGAAGAGGUCUCAAGGGGUAUCUCCCGUAGUAGAAAAAGAUUAGCGGAACAGCAACCGAACAUGAAUCAACCCCAAGAAAAGACUUUGAAAACUAGCACACCUUCACCUUUGUCAUCAUCCGUGUCUAGCUCUUCUUGCCGUUCUACUGUACCUUCCUCUCUUUCUAUGUCAAGAUUCUUAGAUCCAGAUACCGACACGGCUAUCAAUAUUAAUGAAAUCAGGAGUAAUCUCAAGGAAGAAGCCAAAACGUUGCAUGAUAUCUUUGCAAGAGGGACUAAUAUUCACAACAACAUCAUUCUGGUAAAAGGAGGUGAAUGCACCUAUCCAUACACUCAGUUUAUGAAAAGUAUCCUGUACAGUAAUCAGGACAAAGUGAUUGGUCAUAAGAUAGAUUUGAGACUCGUUGCCAACAGCUCUGAUGGAAAUGAUAUCGAUGUUGGUGCAUUCGAAGCAGCAAACGCACUCCCCUCUCACCAUUAA